This is a messenger RNA of Eufriesea mexicana, 2488 nucleotides long. Its product is annotated as carcinine transporter. Gene Ontology annotation, molecular function: transmembrane transporter activity. The record is from RefSeq and is a predicted model, not a curated record. Gene Ontology annotation, biological process: transmembrane transport. Gene Ontology annotation, cellular component: membrane. The coding region runs from base 220 to 2010 and encodes 596 amino acids. The transcript is spliced from 10 exons. Lineage: Eukaryota; Metazoa; Arthropoda; Insecta; Hymenoptera; Apidae.
AAAUCGUUCCUUAUAUUUCUGAGAACAGUGUGAGAUAAGAAGAAGACAGAGAACUAGAAGAAAAAGAAGAAGAAGAAGAAGAAGAGGAGUCGUGAAAUCCAUUGGCAGUCUCCGAGAGUAGGCAGCUCGAUUUUAGUGCCCUCCGGAAAUUUGCACGAGCCUGGACCAAGAUCUGUGAUAGCAAGUGGUGCCAAGUUCGGAAGAGAAGAGAUCGAGAUAAUGACAGUGAUGGUGGAGUCCGUGAAAGCCGAGGAGGGCGAUCGUCCGAAGAUCGAGACCUUCGACGACAUCCUACCGUACGUCGGCGAGGCCGGUCGCUACCAAUGGUUGCUCUUCGUCGUGCUCCUGCCCUUCACCUUCGUCUACGCGUUCCUCUACUUCACGCAAUUCUUCAUCACGCUGCUGCCCGCCGAACACUGGUGCACCGUGCCAGAACUCAGCCAUUGGGACCUCACGGACGAAGAAAAGAUCGCGAUAUCGAUACCUGCAGCAUCGUCGGAGGAGUUGAAGAUGGAGGGUGCGACUGCGUUUUCGCGAUGCAACAUGUACGAUGUGAACUAUACCGAAAUAAUGGAGCAAGGUAUCAGGUCGGCAGAUCCAUCCUGGCCAAUCAAACCGUGUCAAUACGGCUGGAGCUUCAAUCACACGGUGAUACCGUACAAAUCCAUAGCUGUGGAGCUGGAAUGGGUCUGCGACAACACGUUCCUCAGCUCAGCAGCCCAGUCGGCCUUCUUCGUGGGCAGCAUGCUCGGGGGCUUGAUAUUCGGCUACAUAGCUGACCAUUAUGGCAGAAUUCCAGCGUUGAUCGCGUGCAACACCGUCGGCUUCGUUGCAUCUGUCGGCACCGCGUUCUGCAACAGCUUCUGGAGCUUCUGCUUGGCCAGAUUGGUGGUCGGCACGUCGUUUGACAACUGCUUCAACGUGCUUUUCAUCAUAGUGAUCGAGUAUGUUGGUCCAAAAUAUCGAACUCUGAUGGCGAACAUGUCGUUUGGGCUGUAUUUCGCGACAGCCUCGAGUAUUUUGCCAUGGAUCGCCUAUUGGAUCUCGGACUGGAGAAUCCUCAGCAUGGUCACCGCGUGCCCCAUGGUGGUCGCGUUCAUAGUACCAUGGAUCGUCCCUGAAAGUGCACGAUGGUAUAUCACUAGUGGAAGGGUGGACAAAGCGAUCGAGAUGUUGAAGAAAUUCGCGAAAGUAAAUGGCAAGGAGGUGAAGCAGGAGGUAUUCGACGAAUUUGAAAAAAGUUGCAGAAUGCAGAACGAGAAGGAUCAGUCGCAUAAUCAGUACACCGUCCUGCAUCUCUUCAAGAUGCCACGACUCAGUCGUAUCACUCUCAUGCUCAUAGUUUACUGGCUGCUGAUGGUGUGGGUGUUCGACGGCCACGUUUGGAACAUGAAACUUUUAGACCCUGACGUUUUCAUGUCCUUCUCUCUGGCCUCCCUUACCGAACUUCCGGCCGCGAUUCUACUCGCCCUCUUCCUCGACAGAUGGGGCAGACGAUGGAUGGGUUUCGCAUCGAUGUUCCUCUGUGGCAUUUUCUCCUUUGUUGCUCUCGCCACCCCUAAUGGUCCACCAACGGUCGCCAUGGCAAUCGUGGCUCGUCUUGGAGUGAAUAUCGCGGCGAAUAUCGGUUUCCAAUACGCUGCGGAAAUGCUGCCGACCGUGGUGCGAGCCCAGGGUGUGUCUUUGAUCCAUAUCAUCGGCUACGUAGCUCAUAUUUUGGGACCGUACAUUGUUUACUUGGCUGACGUUGACGCGGCUUUGCCUCUCGUUGUCCUCGGCUUGCUGUCCUUUGGACACGCCUUCCUGACACUCGGAUUACCGGAAACGCUGAACCAGGAUCUUCCAGAAACACUUCAGGAAGGUAACGACUUUGGCAAAGAGCAAAGUUUCUGGUGGGUCCCGUGUAUAUCCUCGAGCAAGAUGCUGAAGAAGUCUUACAGAAAGAAGAAAGGCCUGUCGAAUCCAGCCUUCGCUGGCAGUGUUCAAAAGAUCGACUGCACUAGAUUAUAGCGGCUUAUCGGUCGCGUGAAACUUGCCAAAUCCUUUGUAAAUAUAGUUGUUAAACGUGCGAGUGUGAUGUUAGACGUUAAGCUAUCGCGAACGUGCUGAGAACUGUCGAGAGACGUAGGAAGAAGCGCGAAGCCGACGCAGUGCAGUGAAAGAGACAAGAUGCGUCGAAAUCCGCCAUUGUACGAUUGAUCGAUUGAAGAAAAGCGUGCUAUGCUUCCCGUGCAAGCGUACAAUCGAUUUCGGUAUUAAACGCGUGUGCUGAAUCAGUGUCUUCCUGUCAUCGUAGUAUUUAUACCGCUUCCGUUUCAAAAUUAACACUAGAAUUACCAAACAAAUCAAAAUCACUCGUCCCACAAGAUUUCUGCACUUUUUCCAAAAAUAUCCGACUGCUUUGACAAAACCGCUCUCGAUUUUCCUGCAAAUUGAAUUACAACUGCGUUUACGUUUUCAUUUUUAUUGUAGCACUUUCAUCAACCCA